Portunus trituberculatus (swimming crab) is the source of this 1065-nucleotide messenger RNA. RefSeq lists its product as uncharacterized. The transcript has a single exon. Lineage: Eukaryota; Metazoa; Arthropoda; Malacostraca; Decapoda; Portunidae. The record is from RefSeq and is a predicted model, not a curated record. The coding region runs from base 53 to 919 and encodes 288 amino acids.
CACACACACACACACACACACACACACACGUGCGCGCGUAGGGCCAAGGAACAUGUUAGCUCCCAGGAUCUCGGAGAAACAAUCUCGUGAGGCGUUUGGUUUGUGUCUGAGGACAAUGCUGAUAAUCUUGCUUCUUGUAUUGUGGUCAUUUGCCGUCCCAGCUUCUUCCUCGAACUUUGAAAAGCAACUUGAGGCCGCAGUGCAGCAUCUAGACUUUCCUGGAUUCUCUGAUGUCCUGCUGCAGGAGGAGGACGAACUGGUGAUGAUGAAGGUGCAGCAGGUUUUGACAAGGGCGGGGAUGUUAGGAUAUGACGGCGCCAAAGAUGUGGUAGAGCCAGAUUUCGAAGACGCCUCCGAGCUCACAUAUAUACGUGAGGAUGAGCUGCAGGACAGCGACUUGGAGGAAAAAGAAAUUUCACCCCGUCACCUCCACCACCCUCACAGGCGAAGCUCAUGUCCUGGCGGUGUGGGCAGCUACGGCUUUAACACCUUCAACUUCCUGACCUUCGCCUUGCAAGUGUUCAACGGAAUCCUCAACGUUGUCAACAACAUCAAUAACAACAAUAACAACAAUAACCUCAACACCCUCAACAGCAUCGCCGUCAACACAGACCAGGUGGCCACCAACUCAAAUAGUGCAAACAACGUGCUCGUCAUGAUUGAGCCACCACGCCGGAGACGUCGCGAACUUCCCUCAUGUGACACAUUUGAUAGGAGCGCCGCGACCCUCCAUGCAGCCUCGGCUCUGAUAUCCCUACUUCAAGAAUUUACCAGCACGCAACCUGACCAAGAAGCGGUGCGGGCGUGUAUCAGUGCCCGGCGGAUGGCUGCCACGGCGGGCCUCGGGGGGUUGUUGUGGAGGCAUCACCGCGUCUCUCAUCGCAUGGAUACUUUUCCUUGCGAGUUCCUUUUCCGCUAGCGACGUCAAGCACCCGUCAUGACAUUCUCGCUCUCACGUACCGAUGCGGGAAUGGCACAAGUCACGCCUGCUGAAAACUGAGAUUUAAGCGAUGAUGACAGUGUGGCAAAGAUGGGGUGACAGUUAUGUGUACUGCUGUAGUACUA